AUGCAUCCAUUAGAAAUAUGGCUCAGUCUUUGUAUGAGCAGGGUGAUGUUUGCCAUUCACCUGUCCUCCCUGUUGGACUUUUCAUCCAUUGUAGCCCACGUGGCCAGUAUUUCUGUCUUCCUGUAGAGGUAGGGUGUGGAUGUGUGUGUCUUGCCCAGUUCCUUCCUACUUGGCUCUUCUGAUAAUUCUUAAUCUCCACAUUAGUCUGCAUCUAGUUUGAAGUAUUUGUGGAUGAACGUGCUGCCAUUUCAGAUACUUUAUUAUUGUCAAAGUCCCAAGUCACAAGGGUCCUCAGAAAUUUGGUCCAUGACCAUUCUUCCUCAUGAAGUUCAUUUCCAUUUCGGAAUCAGUAUAUGAAUAGAAGCAGACAUAUGGCCCGUUUUUUAACCUUAUGCAUCAGGUCAUUUCCACAAAAUUCAACUAGGCUCCCAAUUCUUGUAGUUUCUCCCAGUGAAGGUAAAAUGAGCGGAUCAAAGACUCAGCGGAAUUCUUUGCAGAAUGAGCCUCUGAGUGAAGAGAAAAUACUAAUGUUUACAAAAAAUGAUUCCCGUUCUGUGUUUGUAGAGAAGCAGAAAUUUCACAGCAAUGGAGAUCUGACCCAAAUGCAGGAAGGGCUUUUGAGCAGUCCUUUGUUGGAGAGUGUCUGUGAACGUUUUGAAGGAGAUCCAUGUGGAGAAACCCUGAACUCGAUUACAAGUCUUACUGUGCAUGAGGGGUGUCCCACUGGAGGCAAAUCCUGUGAAUGUGCUAAGUGUAGGGAAACCUUCACAGAUGGUUUUUUCCUAGGGAAUCUGCAAAGAUCUCACCCAGGACUCAAAUCUAGUCCCUGUGAGGAAUGUGGGCCGGCCUGUAGCUCCGUCUCAAGCCUCAGCACUCAGGUGGGUGCAGACCUUGUAGAGAAAUCCUAUGAAGGUCAGGACACCGGGAGAGCAUCUGACGCCUACGCGAAGAGUCUGAGUAGUAAAAAAUCUCUAGAGUGCAAGAAAUGUGGAAAAGCUUUCACUUGCACGUCUUCCUUUCAGGGUCAUGUGCAAAAUGACCGUGUACAGAGGGUCCAUGCAUGUGACAUGUGUGGGAAAACCUUCUUAUAUCACUCCUUCCUUACACGUCAUAUGAGGACUCACACUGGGGCUAGAACCUCUCAAUGUCAGGAGUGUGGGAGAGCCUUCGGGUAUAAGUCAAGCCUGCAAAAACAUGUGCGGACCCAUGCUCGGGAGAAACCCUAUAAAUAUCAGCCGUGUGGGAAAGCCUUCCCUGGUCAGCACACCUUUCUUGUACCUGGGAGAACACCUACAGGGGAUGGAUCCUGGGAAUGUAAAGAAUGUGGGACAACUUUCAAGAUACGUCUACAUUUUGAAUGUCACAUGACCACACACAAUGUAGUGAAACCCUAUGAAUGUGGGGAGUGUGGCAAAGCUUUCAGGCAUCACCCAAACCUGCGAGUACAUAUGAGGACACACACUGGGGAAAGACCCUAUGAAUGUAAGGAAUGUGGGAAAUCUUUCCAGAGGUAUGGUCAUAUUAAACGUCACAUGACCACUCACAGUACGUUGAAAACCUAUGAAUGUAAGGAGUGUCGCAGAUCCUUUCGGGAUCAAUCAUACCUGCAAGUACAUAUGAGGACGCACACUGGGGAAAGGCCCUUUGAAUGUCAGCAGUGUGGAAGAGCCUUCCGGAAUCACACAGACCUGCGAGUGCAUAUGAGGAGACACACUGGAGAAAGACCGUAUGGAUGUCAGCAAUGUGGGAAAACCUUCAGAUAUCAUUGGAAUCUGCGAAAUCAUGUGAAGAUACACACAGAGGAGAGACCCUAUGAAUGUCAGGAGUGUGGGAAAACGUUCAGGUAUAAGUCAUGCCUGCGAGAACAUAUGAGGACGCACACUGGGGAAAGACCGUAUGAAUGUCAGGUGUGUAGGAAAACCUUCAGAUAUCAUUGGAAUCUGCGAGAACAUGUGACAAUACACACAGGGGAGAGACCCUAUGAAUGUCAGGUGUGUGGGAAAACCUUCAGGUAUAACUCAUGCCUACGAGACCAUGUGAGGACACACACUGGCGAGCAACGCUAUAAAUGUGUGCAUUGUGGAAAAGCCUUCAGUCGUAAGUGCACCCUUGUACUACAUACUGUGAGAAAUCACGCAGGGGUGGAAACUUGGAAUGUAAGGAGUGAGGGGAAGCUUUCAGGAAACAUCGACCUCUGAACAUUACAGGACCACACACAAGGUAGUGAAACCCUAUUAAUGUCAGGAAUGUAUCAGAGCCUUCAUGUGUCACACUGAUCUAUGGAUACAUACGCAGACACACACUGGGGAAAAACCCUGUAAAUGUCAACACUGUGGGAAAGCCUUCACAUCUCCUUGAAACUUGGGAGCACAUAUGAGGACACAUGCUUGGGAGAGAUCCUAUGAGUGUUAGCAGUGUGGGAAUACCUUCAGGUGCCCAUCACUGUGGAAGUACACAUACGGACACAUGUUGGGGAGAGACCUUUUGAGUAUAUAGAGUGUGGGAAAGUUGUCAGUUAGCUGCAAAAUGUUCAAGGUCAUUUGAAAACACACAGCACAACUAAACCCUAUGAAUGCAAGAGGUGUGGGAAGGCAUACAAGUUCUUCUCAUCUCCUCAAGUGCGUAUGAAGAAACACCCUGGGGAGAGAUCUUGACAAAUCACCGAUCCCUUCAAGAACACACCAGGCUGCACAGUGGACAGUAAGCCUUUGUAUGUAAGGACUCUGGUAAGACCUUCGAGUGUCUCAGAGACCUGCAUGUACAUGUGAUGACCCUCAGUGGACAGAACCUUACGAAUGACUGCUCUGUGGGAAAGCCUUCAGUUGUCCCUCUUCCCUUCAAGGACACACAUAAACUUAAGCACCAUGGAAAAGCCUUCAGGUAUCCCAGGAAUCUGUGAGCAUAGACACACUGUGGCAUAGCAUUUAUCCUCCUUUAAAUUCUUAUUGAAAAUGUGAGCCAGUACAAUGGAGAUGAUCCUGAAUGGACACAAUUUUGGGAAAACUUCAGGUAUAGAACUUCAUGUAUUUUGUUCAUGAAAAUUCAGGCGGGAGAGAAAUAUUUUCAUUGUUGUGAUUAUGGUUUUGAGUUUCCAGGUGCCUCUUCCUUGAUUGGGACCCUAAGUGUAUGAAUUCCUAGUUCGUGUCACUGAUAUGAACACUGAUGGUUUUAGGUGGCCUUCUUUGUCCUCUACAUCUGUGUGACCUAGAUGUUGUUACCUCAGACUUGAAGUAAUCACACGGUUAUGUACCAUAUGUCUCUUUCCCAUUACAAUGUCUUUUGGACUGGAUGUGAUAAAAAGGUGUCUGUUGUUGGUGUGUACAUACAACUUUAUAUACUUCUACAAAAAAAUGUCUUGAAUUAUACAUUCCAAAAAGUUCCUGUUAAAUUAUCAUGACAUGAGACCCCUCAUUGUUGAAAGUUAUUUUCUGUCCUCUGUUGUGAUACCAGAAUAAUCUGGUUUUGUGUCUGCUCUUCUUUUCAGUCUUUAUUAAUGAAAGAUACAUUUUCACAUCA
Molecule: messenger RNA, 3516 nt
Organism: Herpailurus yagouaroundi (jaguarundi)
Lineage: Eukaryota; Metazoa; Chordata; Mammalia; Carnivora; Felidae
Product: zinc finger protein 77-like
Exons: 2
Coding region: 354-2198 (614 amino acids)
Source: RefSeq, a predicted model, not a curated record